Oryzias latipes (Japanese medaka) is the source of this 1742-nucleotide messenger RNA. The record is from RefSeq and is a predicted model, not a curated record. Lineage: Eukaryota; Metazoa; Chordata; Actinopteri; Beloniformes; Adrianichthyidae.
UGUUGUCUGUAAACUUUCUUGAUGGUGCCGUUUGACGAUAGCAAAUGUUUUCCAUUUGUAGUUAUAUUUUUGAGCACAGAAACAAUGAGUUUAAUGUGAUUUCCCUAAUCAGAGAAGACAUUCAUUAACGUUUUGUGAAACUACUACUCACUGUGUUAGAUUUUUAGCCAGCCGCCAGAUUAGUUUCAUCAAACUGACAUAUUGAUUAUUGAUUAGAUGAGAAAAUCACCGACAUCCAUUUUUAAAUUUUGUUUUACAGUUUGGAUCUGCUAGUUCUGAACUAACAGUCCUAUAAGAAAGAAGUAAACAUGAAAAAUGUGAAAAAAUGAGUGAAAUUAUUAAAAGUGCGCAGUGAGACAUCUAUUCAAGUCUUUAAAUUUAAUUAAAUUGGCUAUCCUUUACAAAAACAAUUAAAAAAACACCAAUGUGUCCAUCAUUUUUUGUGGAUACUACUAUAGCAACAUAUUGCCAGAUUAAAUAAUUAAUAUUGUUCUACAGUUUUAAUUUAGUUUCAAUGUGAAAUUCAAAUGACAAACUUGAUUACACAGAAAUACCUUCAUAUUUUUGAAACAACAUUUUUAAUGGUGUACUUUUGCAAUCUAAUAUCAAUCCAAACACUGAACACUAUCCGUGGAUCAAAAACCUGACAUCAUGCCAAAUUCUUCAGGUUUUUGUUUUUUUGUCCAUCUUGUGUACAUAGAACAGUUUUUUUAAGUCCUUUGAUAAUAAUCUGUGCUAAUAAAUACUAAAAUGCAUCUAAAUUUCUAAAAUUUUAGUUAUAAUUUGUUAGGUGUCAAGGAUGUGGACGUUGAAGGUGGUCGGCCUGGGAGCUGUCGCCGUCUCUCUCAGUGUGGAACUUCUCAGGCUUUUCAUUCACUUCAGGGCUAAAAGAGCCAUUAACAAGGUCCUCUUCUUCCCUUCUGAAGUCACCUGUGUGGAGCACUUCUUCAGUCCCCUUUCAACUCAUUCCUGUUUGUGCCCGCUGCCUCAUGGUGUAGAGACAUCUUUCUCUCGUCUUCUUCACUACAUCCUGUCUGCCUCCUCCUCCCUCAACGUGUGUGUCUUCUCCUUCUCCGAAGUGAACCUGAGUAGGGCCCUACUGCUGCUGCAUAGCAGGGGCAUAACCAUCCGAGUCCUCACUGACAGAGAUUACUCUGCCAUCAAUGGCACCCAGAUAGGGGUCCUGCGUAAAGCUGGGAUCUGUGUGCGGUGUGAUCGGACAUCUGUUCACAUGCAUCACAAGUUUGCAGUGGUGGAUGAGCGGCUGCUCAUCACAGGCUCCCUCAACUGGACGCAGACAGCAGUGCAGAGGAACAAGGAGAACAUUCUCAUCACUGAGGACCCAGAGUUGGUGCAGCCCUUCGUCAAAGAGUUCCAGCGCUUGUGGCUGAACAAUAAUCCAACUCAACUCAACUAGAAGCAGUGAUUGAAUAUUAUUUUCAGAAAUUGAGAGUUUGUGAUGUUUCACUGUCAAAUUAACUGGGCCAAUUUGGCCUCAAAACAAGAUUGAUGUUCAUAUUAAGAGGCUGGGUUAACCUUUAGUUCAGGAGGACAACGUUAUGUCAAAACAGCUAUGUUACAAUAGAAAUUCAUUGGUUGUUAUUGUUGUUUACUGUGUGAGUCCAUGGGCCUGAUAAUUCUCCAGUAUGUGAUUUAUCAGGCAGACUGGCAUUUUAGAGUUCUGUAAAGCACUAUUGAUGUUUUGUUGGCUGUUGGUUUUAACAAUAAAUAAUUUAACACAA